AUGAGUUCGAAAAACAAGCUCUAAAGUGGCAGCGGUUGGUUUCACUUGGAGAAGCCGUUGCUGAACACAAGAAGAAGGACAGCCUUUGGAUUCGGAGUUCAGAAGGACGUGAUUAUUUAAAACGACCUGGCUUUAAAUCAGAAAGAUCCAUAACCCUAGCAAAUGAAGAUGUCUGCCAAGUAUUUUCUGAGGUAAUCAAACCACAACUUCUGCCUUUAUUUAAGUAUACAUGCGAGAAGAAAUCAGUCAGAAUAAUUUCUACGAAACCAACACAGGCAGCAAACAGUGUGUUAAAAGAACUUGGAUUACAGACAAAUAAACAUUGGUGCGGGCCAAUGAAGCUCCCGAUACCGACGAAAGUGAACCAUCUAGCUGUGAUGAAGUCACGAUAAACAUUGGACAAAGGUCUGGACGGUUGGUUAGUUGGCUGGGAAUUUUAUCUGUGGGGGAAGACCCUCCAUGCGAUGAUGGAACGGAUAGAACCUUGUGGUCGUAUGGCUCAGGCGAAAAUGUUGUGCCUCUUCGACCAGGUUACGAUGCUCGACUUAUUUUAAAUUCGGAAGGAACGUCAUUUGAGAUUUUCUCGUUCGAUAGUUCUCGUUCUCAUAAUUUUGGUCCUAUAUUUCAGUGUGCGGUUAUUUCUGGUGAGGACAACCUAUACACAACCCAAGAAGUUAAACCAACUACUCCUGUAAGGAAUGUGCUUGAUUUCUUAAAGAUCAAAGAAUAUAAGAAAAAUAUUUCUGGUUAUGAAUUUUUCGGUUUCCAGAGACCAGAUGUCAUUAAACAACUCCAAGCGCUAGCCAAAGUUUGUAGGAAGCGACAAUUGUAUGACGAUCUUGCGGAAUUUACUACAAUUAAUGACACCACAGUUAUAAAGAGAAAAUUUGUAUCACAAUAUCCUCUGCUUGAUAAGGUUGCAAACACAAAGACUCGAAAUGCUGGACCAACCAAUGCUUUGAAACCGCACGCAAGGAAAGAACGAAACACCCUAGUACACGAGAUGGUGAAGUUUACAUCCUCUAAUGAUGUACAAAGUUACUUUGUGUGCCUGUGA
Paramuricea clavata is the source of this 1057-nucleotide messenger RNA. The record is from the annotation of a GenBank genome assembly. NCBI's taxonomy places the organism in Eukaryota, Metazoa, Cnidaria, Anthozoa, Malacalcyonacea, Plexauridae.